CACGGGGCUGGAUUCAUUUCUACACGGCGUCAGAGCUCGUUAAUGUUUGGUGUAAUUUCCCAGAGUGAACAAGUCCCUGGAGAUGUACAGUAACACUCACACUCCGGAUCAGCAGUGUUGACUUAAGACUGGGAGGUUAACCUGUACAGGAGCAGCUUCACUCAUCACAGCUUUCCAUUAAGGGUUUUUAUUUUCUAUCAACUAUGAUCAUGAAGAGACGAGGUGAAGCUCAACUGAAUGGAGUUUCAGAUGCUGGAGCUUCUGAUGCUCCAUCAAGCUCCAGCUCUGUGUGUGGAUGUGGAGGAUGUGCGAGGAAACUGCGGAGCUGCAUCCCUGUCAGUUACAAAGAGGAAACCAUAGAGUUACUGAAAUUAGUCGGACCUGUGUUUAUUUCCCAGAUGUUGAUCUUCAUGAUCAGCUUCGUCAGCACUGUGUUUUGUGGGCACUUGGGGAAAACGGAGUUAGCCGGUGUUGCUCUGGCUAUAGCUGUCAUUAAUGUCACAGGCCUGAGUGUUGGUGUAGGUUUGUCGUCCGCGUGCGACACACUUAUCUCUCAGACAUUUGGCAGUAAUAACCUCAAGCGUGUUGGGGUGAUCCUACAAAGAGGGAUCCUCAUCCUCCUGCUGGCCUGCUUCCCCUGCUGGGCCGUCCUGAUCAACACCGAAUCCAUCAUGCUGGCUGUCAGACAGAGCCCCACGGUGGCCAGUCUCUCACAGCUGUAUGUAAAGAUAUACAUGCCCGCUCUCCCUGCUGCUUUUAUGUUCCAGUUGCAAGCCAAAUAUUUACAGAAUCAGGGUAUAAUAUGGCCUCAGGUGAUCACAGGGGCUGCUGGAAACAUCCUGAACGCUUUGAUAAACUAUAUCUUUCUUCAUUUGCUUAAUCUGGGUAUAGCAGGUUCUGCCAUGGCUAAUUCCAUUUCUCAGUUCGCCUUAGCUGUGUUUCUUUACGUCUACAUUCGCUGGAAAGGGCUGCACAAGGCCACGUGGGACGGCUGGUCUCGGGACUGCCUGCAGGAGUGGGGUCCCUUCUUUCGUCUUGCUUUACCUAGCAUGCUAAUGCUGUGUGUUGAGUGGUGGACUUAUGAGAUUGGAGGAUUCCUGGCAGGUCUGAUCAGCGAGGUUGAGUUAGGAGCGCAGUCUAUUGUGUACGAGGUGGCCACUAUUGCGUACAUGUUUCCUCUCGGCUUCGGUGUGGCAGCCAGCGUGAGAGUUGGAAAUGCUCUCGGAGCAGGAAACACACAACAGGCGAAACUUUCCAGCAAAAUGUCACUGAUCUGUGGACUCAUGGUCUCGUGUGUUGUUGGUGCUGCAUUAACUGGAAGCAAGGAUAUUAUUGCGUACAUCUUUACCACUGACACGGAAAUUGUGGAGAGAGUUUCAGGAAUCAUGGUGAUGUACGGAGGUUUCCAUCUGUUUGACGCGGUUGCAGGGAUUACAGGUGGUAUUGUGAGAGGUGCAGGAAAGCAGCUGCUCGGUGCUGGUUGUAUGCUAGUGGGUUAUUAUUUUGUUGGAUUCCCGAUCGGAGUGUCGCUCAUGUUCGUGCUUAAAAUGGGAAUAGUGGGUCUGUGGACUGGUUUGUUCGUGUGUAUCUUCUUGCAGUCUAUUUUCUUUCUUAUUAUAAUUUAUAAACUUGACUGGAAACGUGCCACUGAAGAGGCCCUGAAAAGAGCAGGAGUACAAACAGCUGAAGCCAAACCUGAAGCCUACGCUUUAGAAAACGUGUGUGUAGAUGAAGAUGUACGACGUAUGGAAGCCCAACCCAGGGAAGGAGAGCAGACUGAUGUGGAGGCUAAAGAGGAAAACAAUGAAGAAAGAUCUGUAGAGAACGGAGUGGCGGUCACAGUGGGUGAUGUUCUGACCACCAAGCAGCUGGUUGUUCGUCGGGGGUUGGCUAUUUUACUGAUGAUACUCAUACUCGCCGCUGGGAUCACGCUAAACGAGAUUCUCACAGGCCUCCUGAGAUGAGAACGACGCAAUAAACCCAAAGCCAAAACGUUACCUUUCUCAGCAAAUAUUUUGACAUCCAGGGAGGGCAGAAAUAUUAGCCUGAGGGUCAGACUCCCUGCAGGAAAAUGAAAAUAAAGAACACUGAGCCAAACUAAGGGCUGACGGCAAACUGUACCUUGGUCAGAUCGUAUCACGUUAACCGUUCAAGUCCUUCUUUUUACAUGAACUCAUAUCUUAAUAAUUAAACCAAAGAAUUUGUAGCUGAGAUAAAAAAAAAAAAGAAAGAAGCCAAAUUAUUAACAAGCCAUCCUCAUCUGAAGGUUGUUGGGGUUGUUUAUUGUAAAUAUUCCACACAAAUGUUUUUUAAAUAACAACUUGUACUAUGCAAAAUAUUAAAGAAAUGCAAAGAGUCUGACAGUGACUUAUCACAUUUAUCCAGAAUCAGACUCAAGACCAGACCCUCAGGGAUCCUGCACUGAGCAAUAUAAUGGGUUUGAUUUUAAGCAGGAAUGGAAAAGGACAUUGUUUCCCUUGGACUGAUGCAUUUAUUUCACUUACAGACUCCAUUAUUAAUAUUUAAACUCCAUCACUGAGAUUAGACACACAGGAUGUAGGAUUGUCAAACCUGCCAUCUAGGCACUAACUCCCGAGAGAUGCUUUUAUCACAAAUACAUCUGAAUGUACACACACACACACACACACACACACACACACACACACACACACACACACACACACACACACAUGAUUCUCAGCAAUACAGUAAUAGCAAAUGUUCCUGUUCUGACUCAAUGACUCAACAAAAAAAUAAAUUUUGGAUAUUAUUAAGACA
Tachysurus fulvidraco (yellow catfish) is the source of this 2778-nucleotide messenger RNA. Its product is annotated as multidrug and toxin extrusion protein 1. NCBI's taxonomy places the organism in Eukaryota, Metazoa, Chordata, Actinopteri, Siluriformes, Bagridae. Gene Ontology annotation, cellular component: membrane. The transcript has 17 exons. Gene Ontology annotation, biological process: xenobiotic detoxification by transmembrane export across the plasma membrane. The coding region runs from base 204 to 1964 and encodes 586 amino acids. Gene Ontology annotation, molecular function: antiporter activity; xenobiotic transmembrane transporter activity. The record is from RefSeq and is a predicted model, not a curated record.